Canariomyces notabilis is the source of this 1513-nucleotide messenger RNA. Its product is annotated as Lipoate synthase. The record is from RefSeq and is a predicted model, not a curated record. Lineage: Eukaryota; Fungi; Ascomycota; Sordariomycetes; Sordariales; Chaetomiaceae. The transcript has 2 exons. Gene Ontology annotation, cellular component: mitochondrion. Gene Ontology annotation, biological process: lipoate biosynthetic process. Bases 121 to 1416 code for a protein of 431 amino acids. Gene Ontology annotation, molecular function: lipoate synthase activity; 4 iron, 4 sulfur cluster binding.
AAAACCGUUUUGUCGGAUGAUGACACCUCCUGAUGCAGACCACUGAGUUUAUCCCACCGUCUUCGCCGAAAAACCCGAGGGCGUCUCUUACACCUUAGCUACGAGGUGUAGCGCAUUAUUAUGGCCUCUCCAGUCCCGCUUCGGCAGAUCCAACUUCCACUGCGGCGCUCGGUGGCGAGUGCCGUCGCCCUGUCGUCCCGGGGAUAUGCAACCAUUCCCUCGACGUCGGAUGCCCAACGGCAGCAACACCAGCACCAAGAUGCCGCAUCUUCAUCGACAAAUCCCAGCGGCGGGACCAAGCCGCGUCCUACCUACUUCAAAGACACCACCGUAGCUCCCUUCUCCGACUUCCUCGCCUCUCCAUCCUCUCCCCUAUCUCCAAGCGAAGCCUACGCCCCGCGGACGGCGACCGUUGGGCCGGACGGUCGCAAGCGCACCAUCACGCGCCUUCCAGAUUGGCUCAAGACGCCGAUCCCGUCGGCGGGAGCCAACCCCAAUUUCGCCAAGAUCAAAGCCGACCUGCGCGGACUGAACCUGCACACGGUGUGCGAGGAGGCGCGGUGCCCCAACAUCGGCGAGUGCUGGGGCGGCAGCAGCAAGGCGGCCGCAACGGCGACCAUCAUGCUGAUGGGGGACACGUGCACGCGGGGGUGCCGCUUCUGCAGCGUCAAGACGAGCCGCAAGCCGCCGCCGCUCGACCCGCACGAGCCCGAAAACACGGCCGAGGCGCUCGCCCGCUGGGGGCUGGGAUAUGUCGUCCUGACGAGCGUGGACCGUGAUGAUCUCGCCGACGGCGGGGCCCGGCACUUUGCCGAGACCAUCCGGCGCAUCAAGGCCAAGAAGCCUACCCUCCUGGUGGAGGCGCUCACGGGGGAUUUUGGCGGCGACUUGGACAUGGUCAAGAUCGUCGCCGAGAGUGGCCUGGAUGUGUACGCGCACAAUGUCGAAACGGUCGAGGGUCUGACGCCGUAUGUGCGCGACAGGAGAGCGACGUUCAGGCAGAGCUUGAAAGUGCUCGAGCAUGUCAAGGCGGUGAGAGGGAAGGAGGGGAUCAUCACCAAGACGAGUAUCAUGCUGGGUCUCGGUGAGACGGAGGAGGAGAUCUGGGAGACAUUGAGGGAGCUGAGAAAGGUUGACGUUGAUGUCGUCACUUUCGGCCAGUACAUGCGGCCAACUAAGCGUCACCUCAAGGUUGAGCGCUACGUUACGCCUGAAGAGUUCGAGCUUUGGCGGCAACGUGCACUCGAUUUGGGCUUCCUAUACUGCGCCAGUGGCCCUCUGGUACGGUCUUCCUACAAGGCCGGUGAGGCGUUCAUUGAGAACGUCCUGAGAAAGCGCGCAGGUGAGAAGGCCAUGUCGGCAGAGAGUCUCAGCCAGGCACUCGCAGCCGAGGGGGCGAGCAGCAAGGCGCUGUAAAGACCGUUGAGCAGAAAGAAGGAAAGUCUUCAACAUUUCUGGAAUGGCGUUUCACACACCAUCAUACAUGGGAAUAAAUGGAUUGGCUUUGGGCCAC